Messenger RNA from Diaporthe batatas, 951 nucleotides. RefSeq lists its product as uncharacterized. The coding region runs from base 1 to 951 and encodes 316 amino acids. The record is from RefSeq and is a predicted model, not a curated record. The transcript is spliced from 2 exons. Lineage: Eukaryota; Fungi; Ascomycota; Sordariomycetes; Diaporthales; Diaporthaceae.
AUGGCGAGGCCUAGUUAUGCGACUCCUCUUCCCCAACCAUCGCACUCGGAAAUCCUCGAAUGGCGUUUCCCAGGUAAACACAAGCAAUAUGUCCUCACGGGCAGAUCUCGAGCGGCCUGGCACACUUCUUUUGUCAUCCCGCAACUCAACUUGCUACUCGAUGCCGGAUUGAUCAUCAAUAGGCUGCGGCCAAAACACAUCUUCCUCACCCACGGCCACAGCGACCAUACCCUUCUGACGCCAGCCUUUAUCAAGCGCGAUGACCCCCCGGACAUCUUCUGCCCCGCCGAGAUGAAGGUGGCGCUCGACGACUUCCUCCGUGCGAAGACCAUUCUGAACAAGGGCGGCCUCGUCACGGCAGACGACCCCGUGCAGGCCGGCGCCACCUCGGUCGAGGAAGACGAAGAACUCGAUGACCCCGACGAGGAAUCUUCAAAAACGAGCCCCCACAAGCGACACUGGCUGCAAACACACGAAACCCACGGCAUUCGAGCAGGCGAUACCGUCCCACUGCGGCGGACAGUCGACUUCACCGCCGAGAAGUUAAAGCAAGAGUACGCGGGCAGGAAAGGACCCGAGCUAAAGCAGCUCCGGGAGUCAGGCGUCGUGAUCACCGCGCCGCAGUCCACACCCGUGUUCGCCUUUCUGGGCGACACAACAGCGGCCACGCUUGCCUCAGAGCCCCAGUGGCUCAGGGAUGGCAUCCCCGUGGUCAUCACUGAGUGUAGCUUCCUGCACGAGGAACACAGGGCGCAGUCCAUCAAGACGAAGCACACCAUAUGGUCGGAUCUCGAGGGCAUCAUCCGCAAGUGGCCCAGGACGACCUUCGUGUUGACCCACUUCAGCCUGCGCUACAGUGAUGAGGCUGUCAGACAGUUCUUCGACAAGAUGCCCGAUCCUCCGCCCAACAUUGUCGUCUGGAUCGAUGGGAACCCCGAGUCGAACGGCUGA